GGGACCUUUACCCGAGCAAAGAUGGCUUUCAAGAAAUCCGGGUGGGUGAAGUCUGGCGAAAUGCAAGCCAAAGCGCAGACGAGAGUCAAGCCGCUGGGGCAGGGCAAGAGCAAACCGUUGUCUGCCGCCAAGAAAAAGGAGAAAGAGGAGGAAAGAAAGAAGGAAGAGGCAGAGAGAGCGGCGGCUGUUUAUGCGGAUUUUGUGGCGGAGUUUGAGAAUCCGACGGCGACCGUGAAGGCGUUCGUGCGAGGGUCGACGAUCAAUCCGGAUACGAAAGAGGAGACUGUGACUUCAGCUGCUGGGUUACUGUAUGAGCCAGCAGCUAAACUGCACGAGGUACUCAGUCUGAACACGAAAGUCUUGAGCUCGGAGACCAACACAGCAUCGGCAGAGACUGGAUUUCCUCUCCCCAAACCGAAGAAGAUCAAAGCGAAGGAGAAAAAGAAGACGAAUCUUGAGCUAUUUAAAGAGGAACUGAAGAGAUCUCAAGAGGAAAGGGACGAGAGGCACAAGGUGAAACAACAGAUUGCUGAUGCUGUUGCAGUGACGGGUGACCCAACACCAUUUCUACCUGAACCUCUACUUCCUGGUCAAGGGUCAUUGGAUUUGGGUGACCCUCUCACCACAAAUCUUUACGUCGGAAAUCUUCAUCCCAAGAUGAAUGAGGAGACACUGUGUCACUACUUUGGUAAAUAUGGACCUCUUGCUAGUGUCAAGAUUAUGUGGCCACGGACGGAGGAGGAGCGAACGAGACAGAAGAACUGCGGCUUUGUAGCUUUCAUGAAGCGAGAACAUGCUGCAAAAGCUCUUGAUGAACUGGGAGAUAAAGAAAUUCUUGGCUUGCAACUGAAAAUUGGAUGGGGAAAGAGCAUUCCCAUUCCUCCAGCUCCUUUUUAUGUUCCUCCAGAAAUGCGAGAGCACCAGCUACCAGCAAUGCCUCCUCCACCUUCAGGACUUCCUUUCAAUGCCCAGCACAGAAAGCGACCUGAAAACACCGGAGAUUCACUGGAUCUUGAAGACUGUAUUGUUAGAGUUGUUAUUCCACAUGACAAAGACUUGCUGAGACUGAUCCAUCGAAUGAUAGAGUUUUUGGUUCAUGAAGGACCAGAAUUUGAAGCCAUAAUCAUGCAACGCGAGAUCAAUAACUCGUCGUUCAGCUUCUUGUUUGACUGUCAGAGUCCGUCUCAUGUGUAUUACCGUUGGAAACUUUAUACUAUUCUGCAGGGUGAAUCGGUUGGUCAGUGGCGGACAGAUGCAUUCCAAAUGUUUACAGGUGGCUCGUUGUGGCAGCCGCCGUCCGCCAGCCAUCAUAAAGUACCAGAGAGACCACCACCACGCGACGUGAGAGAGCCAAAGAGAGGAGAGCUAACAGAUCCUGAAAGAGACCAACUGGAAGAUACAUUACGAGGUAUUACUCCAGAACGUGUGAAAGUGGCAGAAGCGAUGAUCUACUGUCUCGAUCACUCGGAAGCUGCAGAAGAGAUCGUUGAUUGUAUUGUGGAAUCGUUGGGCAUUCUGCAGACUCCCGUUCCUAUCAAGAUUGCUCGCUUGUAUCUCGUAUCAGACAUUCUGUAUAACUGUAGUACGUGUCCUGUACCAAACUCAUCAUAUUACAGAAAGGGGUUUGAGUCUUCACUACCAGAAGUAUUUACUCACCUUCAUAACACACUAAAAGCGAUCACCGGCCGUAUGAGAGCAGAACAGUUCAAGCGACAAGUAAUGAACUGUCUACGUGCAUGGGAAGAGUGGGCCAUCUAUCCACCCACAUACUUAGUGACACUUCAGAACAACUUCAUUGGCAUCACAUUUGUUACUCCUCCCGAGAGCGACUUUGUGCCUGUGAAGUCCAAGGAUUUGGAUGGAGAGCCUCUGGAUGGUGUUCCAUCUGAUGACAUUGAUGGCGUUCCUCUUUCGAUGGCGACACCUGCUGAAGAUGAUCUGGACGGCAUGCCUAUUGAUGACGUCGAUGGCGUGCCCUUUGACGAAGGUCCUCCGGCCAAGAACAAUGAACAAGAGGCGUCAAAGUCGAACCAGCCGGUGAGAGGAUCGAGAUGGGAACGAGCGGAAGUCGGCGAUCCGAUCGACUCGGCGGUGCAGACGUCAUCAGUCAGCGAUAGCGUCGGUAGCCGAGGACACCAUCAGUCACAGGUUGUUGAUAGAUCGGGUGAUGUGGUGGGCGUCGGUUCUCAUGGCACGACGGCACUCAAGGCAUCGGUUCGAGAUGAGGAGAGACGUCAGAGACUUCGAGAGAUUGAGCUAAAGGUAAUGAAGUAUGCCGAUCAACUCGAGAAAGAGGGUGGGGCACGCGGCAACAGCAGCAGCAAAGUCAAAGACUACAGAGACAGACUACUGAAGGAUCUCGGCGGUACACAAGAGAGUGACAGUGAAGUGACCGGAGAUGCGAGCAGUUACGAUCUCUUCGCCGGGUCGGCGACUUCAACAACACUGCAGCAGCGGGCACGUUCACCAACUCGGUCGAGCAUUGAACAGCGACCUCGGUAUCGGCCGAGGUCGAAGUCGAGGUCACCUGGCAAGCGGAGACGAUCGCGAUCGCCGAAGCGGCGACGACAUUCAAGGUCAAGGUCACCUCGUUCAAGGCGGAGAAAGAGCCGAAGCCAAUCGAGAUCGAAGAGUCCGAAGAAACGGCGACGAAGCGAUCACUGAGCUGGUUGAUAGACACAAACUUUUUUUUCGAUUUAUAGUACUACUGUGUGAUGUUACGCUAUGCUGUCUGUUUGGCUGGCGGUGGAGAUGUGAUCUACUACUGUACUUUGAGUUCAUGAAUCUGUCGAAUGA
Messenger RNA from Corticium candelabrum, 2796 nucleotides. Its product is annotated as U2 snRNP-associated SURP motif-containing protein-like. The transcript has 24 exons. The record is from RefSeq and is a predicted model, not a curated record. Lineage: Eukaryota; Metazoa; Porifera; Homoscleromorpha; Homosclerophorida; Plakinidae. Gene Ontology annotation, cellular component: nucleus. Gene Ontology annotation, biological process: RNA processing. The coding region runs from base 22 to 2664 and encodes 880 amino acids. Gene Ontology annotation, molecular function: RNA binding.